Canis lupus familiaris (dog) is the source of this 5040-nucleotide messenger RNA. It is a transcript of the gene ZNF395, whose product is annotated as zinc finger protein 395. Gene Ontology annotation, cellular component: nucleus. The transcript is spliced from 10 exons. The record is from RefSeq and is a predicted model, not a curated record. Gene Ontology annotation, biological process: regulation of transcription by RNA polymerase II. Lineage: Eukaryota; Metazoa; Chordata; Mammalia; Carnivora; Canidae. The coding region runs from base 138 to 1640 and encodes 500 amino acids. Gene Ontology annotation, molecular function: DNA-binding transcription factor activity; RNA polymerase II cis-regulatory region sequence-specific DNA binding.
GCUCGCUCGCUCGCUGGCUGGCGCGCUCCUCCGCUCCCUUCCCGGGCGGGGAAUCCGGGCCGGGUUGUGGCCGCGGCCGCGUACGUGAGCGCAGUGUCCCGGAGAGGGAGGGCAGGCCGGCCAGGAAAGGCAGCAGCAUGGCCAGUGUGCUGUCCCGGCGCCUUGGCAAGCGGUCCCUCCUGGGAGCCCGGGUGUUGGGGCCCCCCGGGGCUGCCCCACCCUCAGAGCCUCAGACUGAGCUGCUGGAAGGGGCGGCUCCCCAGUCCUUCCUCGCCUCUAAGGACAUUUCCUGCCAGGAGCAGCCCAAGGAAAUCCUCAAGGCUCCUGGUACCUCAGGCCUCCAGCAAGUGAUCUUUCAGCCUGGGCAGAAGGUUUAUGUGUGGUAUGGAGGUCAAGAGUGCACAGGACUGGUGGAGCAGCAUCGUUGGGCAGAGGAUAAAGUGAUGGUCUGGCUUUUGGAUCAGAAGUUACAAAUCUGCUGUAAAGCGGAGGAGGUGUGGCUGGCAGAGCUACAGGGUCCCUUCCCUCAGGCACCACCUCUGGAACAGGGAACCCAGACACCAGCCUAUAGGCCUGUCUCUAGGAACAUUGAUGUCCCAAAGAGGAAGUCGGACGCAGUGGAAAUGGAUGAGAUGAUGGCGGCCAUGGUCCUGACAUCCCUGUCCUGCAGCCCUGUCGUGCAGAGCCCUCCUGGGGCCGAGGCCAACUUCUCUGCUUCCCGAGCCGCCUGUGAUCCGUGGAAGGAAAGCGGUGAUGUGUCUGACAGUGGCAGCAGCACCACCAGCGGGCACUGGAGUGCGAGCAGUGGCAUUUCUACUCCCUCGCCUCCCCACCCUCAGGCCAGCCCCAAGUAUUUGGGGGAUGCCUUUGGUUCUCCCCAAACUGAUAAUGGAUUUGAGACCGAUCCAGAUGCUUUCCUGUUGGAUGAACCAGCUCCACGCAAAAGAAAGAACUCCGUGAAGGUCAUGUACAAGUGCCUGUGGCCAAACUGUGGCAAAGUUCUGCGCUCCAUUGUGGGCAUCAAACGACACGUCAAAGCCCUCCACCUGGGAGACACUGUGGACUCUGACCAGUUCAAGCGGGAGGAGGAUUUCUACUACACAGAGGUGCAGAUGAAGGAGGAAGCCGCUGCUGCUGGCACCCCUGCAGCUGACCCAGCACCCACCCCCGGCAUGACCAGCCCUCCUCUUGCUCUCCUUCCACCACCUCCUCCCAAAACCCAGUCCUCAGGCCCAGAACACCCUGGCCUGGAGUCUUACCUGCCGUCUGGUGCUCUCAGCAAGUCAGCUCCUGGCUCCUUCUGGCACAUUCAGGCCGACCAUGCGUACCAGGCCCUGCCGUCCUUUCAGAUCCCCGUGUCGCCACACAUCUACACCAGUAUUAGCUGGGCUGCCGCCCCCUCCACGGCCUCCUCCCUCUCUCCGGUCCGGAGCCGGUCGCUAAGCUUCAGCGAGCCCCAGCAGCCACCGCCUGCAAUGAAAUCUCACCUGAUUGUUACUUCUCCACCUCGGGCCCAGAGCAGUGCCAGGAAAGCCCGUGGGGAGGCUAAGAAGUGCCGUAAAGUGUAUGGCAUCGAGCACCGGGACCAGUGGUGUACAGCCUGCCGCUGGAAGAAGGCCUGCCAGCGCUUCCUGGACUGAACCUGUCCCACCGGCUCCUCCUCUUUGCUCCCUGCCCUGACUGGCAGCCAGAUGACAAAAGACAGAUGUGUCACAAGCCCUCAGCAGAAACCUAAAACAUAGAGUGGACAUGGGGAGUUUGGGCUCUAUUGGCUAAGGUUCAAUACUUAACACAUUUCCCCCUCCCUUUGGGGAACAGUUUAGUUUUUAAAAGAAGAAAGGAAAAUAUCCCCCCUCCCCCAGAAUAGGAGAGAGAGCCAAAACUGACCAAGGGUAGUCUGCAGUGAACCAGAGACCAAAGAAUUAAUUACCCUCCCUUUCCUGAGUCUCUCUCUAGGGGAUUAGUUUGCAUGUUUCAAAAGACGGAACAGCUCAUUCUGUUUCCUGCUGAGUUGGUGAAUUCUUUGCUUUCUCAACUCUUCCAGAAGGGACGGUGAGCAAGAUGAAUUUACUUUUCUUAAAAAAAAAAAAAAAAAAAAAGAAGUUUCUGGCUGAUGAGUCCGAGAGCAGGACCUGCUGUGGAUAGGGUGGGAGGAGUGGGGAAUCUGUGCACUUUUUAAGGUACAGCCGGCCCCUCUUCUCCACCCGCAUCCAGGAGAAGGGAGAGCCUGUUCUCACCGAGCAGCUUCCAUGGAAGUAAAAGGAAAACCCUUUCUUGAUGACAACGAUUUGAAUCUGGGGUCACUCAGCUGUUGGGUUACAUCCCAACAAAUUUGUAUGGCUUCUUCUCAAAGCCCAGACUAGUAGGUUUUUAAAGAUUGUCCCCCAAAUAGCUGAGCCAAAAGGCUAUAUGAAUUCACUUUUUGAAAAAUGUGGCAAUUAAACACUACCUUGAUCGUUCUCCCGUCUUUCCUUGAGGAAAAGCUGGAGGGUUUUAGUGUCUGUGAAAGCCCUCUGCUGUUACCUGAGUAAACUCCCUCUUGAUGUUCCUCCCUCCAGUUAUGGACAGGACACCUCUAAAACACUUUGUGUUCUUUUCCACUGUAUUCAGAAGCCUUUUAUCUGAUUCCGGCUCCCUUCCACUUGAGUGAGAGGCCCUCCCUCCUUCGUCACACUCUGCACAGGUUCCUCGGUCUCUGGUUUUACCAGGGAUUUUCUCAUACUUUCCUGAGGCUGCAGUUAGGGCUGGUGUGGGGGGAUGGAGGGAGGAAAGAAGAGACAGAAAAGUAAGUGGCAGCUUGCCCCCACUAUGGAGAGGGAGUUGGCAGGUUCCAGAUUGUUCUGUUGGCUCAGAGGGUCCGAGAGAAUCCAAUCUUCCUGAGGUGACGGGUAGGACAGGAGUCUUCCAUCAGUGUCAGCGGCCUCUGGAUUUUUAUCCAUGUUGGUCCAGUCCCUGUGGUGGGAAGGUCAGUUUGAGGCCGAGACCUGCUGGACACCCAUUUCUUCCCUGCAGGUAGGAGGGGGACGGUAAAAGAGUGGAGGAGGAACUCCUGCGGGGGGGAGUUGGAUGAGCAGCUCCUGGUGCUUUUUUAGCCUUUGCUGUUUCUGGAGCCCUCAGGAAUGGAGGGGAGCCUGGAUGGCACUGUUUGUGGAGUAAAUAAGCAAAGCUAUUUUUGUUGACAAGAAGGGAGAUGUGGGUGGGGAGUUUAGAACCCUGCCCAUCUGUGCUUAAUUGAGACCAGAUGAGCUGAGGAGCAGGACACAUUUUGUUUUAGCCCUAUGUGUGUGUCUGGGAGUUCCUCAGGCCUGCAUGAAUGUGGCCCCCUGCUGCUCACCUGCCUUGGGUACCGGCACUGCACCUACACGCCAGAGGUCAGGGGUUCAGGAAUGUCACCAAGUCCAUCCCCUGGCUGUAACUGAGGUUGUCCUCUUACUCCCAGGUGAAAAUCCCUGGCUGUCGAGGCUCCUUUGGCCACUUCACGUGGGAGCCGCACAGACGCUUGUCAAUCUGGGACACACUGAGUGUGAGAAAACCCGCUGACCUUAGAGAUGUGAUGUUGCAAAGGGUGAUAGUGACCCAGGUUUGGUGAUGGAGGGAAAGACACCCAUGUAUGGGUGUCUGUGGUGGUGAUGGGGUAUAUUUUUAUAACUUAGUAAAAAAAAAAAAAAUAAGAAAGAAAAAGUAUGUGGAAUCUGUCCCUAAAGCUCAAAACCAGGCCAGCAAGAGGUGGCCCGGGGUCCUCCUUCCUGUCCCUUCCACCUCUGAGAGAAUUAAAAGCUGACAGCAGGUGGUUGCUUGUUGUCUAUCUUCAGCUCUUACCAGCGAGGGGAGGGAGCUUUUGAGACGUGAGGACUCUGCCUAGCAGCGUCUUCCCUUCCCUUCUUAAUCACAGCUCUGGCUGAGUCUCGUCAUUAGAAAAGCUAUUUUCAUUUUUCCCUCAGUUUGGUCUGUGUAGAUAUAGCUGGCUAUCAAGAUUUCCUCUAAGUGAGGUAGGCUUCUCAUGUCGUUGGUACCCAGGGCAGAAGAGGCAGAGAGAAAGAAGAAAGGGAUGAAACAGUUUAAAAACUGAGGUGGUUUUUUUUUUUUUUUUAAUGUUUUAUUUUGGUGCAGCUUUCCCUGUCUGUAUCUGUUCCUCUCUCCUUAUAGGUGGUGGUGGCGGUGGCGGCCUCCGCUCCCAUCUUGUGGCUGUUGUGUUGGUUCUUGACAUGUGGUCUGUCCGUGGGGUUGCCCCAUUUGUUUCUUCUUGGAGGGUGGGGGUGGCUUGUGAACUGAUCAGCGAUUAUGCCUGUUUCCUGCAUCUCCGCAUCUCUCCCUACUUCCCAGCCCACCUGGGCAGCAGAAUCUGACAGGAGGGCAGGUGCCACAGCUGUGCACUGGAAACUAACAGGACCGAUUUUCAAAAGAAAUGAUUUGGGGAAACCAUUUAUUCCAGGGAUGUUACCCCUAUUCAAAGUUUUUCUUGGGGUUGCCUCUGGAGUCUGUGGUGCCUGCUUCGGACAGCCUUAAUGAUUCUCAAUCUGCACCCAUGCUCAUUCAGUGCAGAGUCCAGUGAAUGAUGUCUGUGGUCAAGUGAGAUCACAGGGGCAAAGCUCAUGGACCGACUAGUGAGGGAAAUAGCUGGAUUUAAUUAUGUGGCUUUUAAGCUGGCUGUGAAAGCAAUUUUGUAAUUUCAGAGAGCAUUCUGAGUGAUACCAACUUUCUGAUAUAAGCCUAUAGCUUGACUCCUUGGAGGACAGCAUUGAUUUGGAUGUGAGAAACUCAUUUGUUUGAAGAAAUCUGUCCUGUUACUUUCUGGUCCUCCCAGGUUCUGACUUUACCAGGGCCAAAAAUUUAAAAAAAAAAAAAAAAAAAAAAAGGAAAGAGAGAAGAGGGAGAUAAAUCCCAUCUGUGAAUUUGUCUUAUUGGCGCCUUUUCCCCCCAGCUGUCUUCCAAGUAUUAUUUUUACUGUUAAAAAAAUUUUUUUAAAAAUGUGAAAUGUAAUGUUUUUACAGCGACAAUAUGAAAUAUAUUUUAUAAGGAAUAAAAUGGUACAUUGUCUGA